This is a messenger RNA of Gossypium arboreum, 982 nucleotides long. RefSeq lists its product as uncharacterized. Bases 296 to 793 code for a protein of 165 amino acids. The record is from RefSeq and is a predicted model, not a curated record. The transcript is spliced from 3 exons. Lineage: Eukaryota; Viridiplantae; Streptophyta; Magnoliopsida; Malvales; Malvaceae.
AUGUUUGGGAUAGACUGUAUCCUAUAAUAAUAAAAAAAUAAUUUUUUAAACCUAAAAUAAUAAAAACAAACACCAAUUUCAAUUCCUAACAAUAUUAAAAUGAAAUCAAUACAGCAGUUAAUAUUAAACCAGGCCUUUGCCAAUAGCUCAUAUUUUAUAAACGUUUAAUUUAAUAGGGACCCUCCUCCGCCGGUGAGUUUUAUAGAUUUUCAAGAGGCACUACCGGCUUGCACUUUAAACGUUUGCUGAAAUGACCCACAGAAAAAUUUAGGACAUUUUACCUAUCUUUACGAGGAUGUUUGGUAGGAGUUCUGUUUUAGCCAAAGGGUCUUUGUUGAGAAACUUUUCUUCAUCAUCGUCAUCAGGUGUACUUAAAAUUGGAGAUAUUUUAAGGCAAACAAGAACAUUCUCAAAUGACGAUGUUUGCCAGUAUUCUAAACUGAGUCACGAUGUAAAUCCUUUGCACUUUGAUUCUGAGUCUGCUCGAGCUGCUGGGUUUGAAGAUCGGCUUGUCCAUGGCUUGCUUGUUGCUGCACUGUUUCCUUGGAUUAUUUCCUCCCACUUUUCUGGAGCUAUAUAUGUUUCCCAAAGCUUGCACUUCAGGUCUCCUGUUUACGUCGGAGAUGAAAUUGUGGGUGAGGUAAAAGCUAUCAGCAUUAAACAAAGCAAGAAGAGAUACAUAGCAAAACUAUCAACAAAGUGCUUCAAGAAUGGCGAGCUUCUUGUUCUUGAUGGUGAGGCCAUGGCAAUUCUACCAACUCUAGCUCUGGAACAUGAUAGUAGAAGAAGCUGAUAUAAAGUUGAACUUGUAAAUCAUGAAUUCAUUACACAGCUUGAUAACUGUUGGGAUUGCAGAAAGUUGACUGACAUGUUUUCAAUUUUGAAUUAUUAUUAUUUAGUUUACAUAUCAACUCUAAAACCCAAGUGCUUCAGUCAAAACACAUUUCAUCCUUAAUUGCAAUAAUGCUUUUGGUUUGGUUAA